Molecule: messenger RNA, 150 nt
Organism: Puccinia triticina
Lineage: Eukaryota; Fungi; Basidiomycota; Pucciniomycetes; Pucciniales; Pucciniaceae
Exons: 1
Coding region: 1-150 (49 amino acids)
Source: RefSeq, a predicted model, not a curated record
AUGGACGAUCCUCUGGAUGAAUCUCAGGAUGCCUCCGAUGGAUACGAUGCAGACGAAGAUGCCGAGGGAUCAUCAUAUUGGUCUGAGGAAGAAGACAACCCAUUGCCACAGGAAACGGACAAUGAUUAUGACGGAGAUGCAGAAGGAUGA